Molecule: messenger RNA, 1668 nt
Organism: Eurytemora carolleeae
Lineage: Eukaryota; Metazoa; Arthropoda; Copepoda; Calanoida; Temoridae
Exons: 2
Coding region: 321-860 (179 amino acids)
Source: RefSeq, a predicted model, not a curated record
UUAUUUUGCUGGCUUGAUUUUAUAACUAUUUCAGGGCUGGUCCCGGUGUAAAAUCCUUUGUGAAGAAAUCUAAGAAACCCCAGAUUGAGAUCAUCAAGAGGCGCAAACAUGUCUACAAGAGCAAGAACAAGAAGGAAAAGGAAAAGUAUGCUCCGAAUAUUUUUAGUAGCCCUGCCCGCCAAACUGAUAGCCCUGCCCGCCAAACUGAUAGCCCUACCCGCCAAACUUACAGCCCUACCUGCCAGACUGAAAUCCCAGCCCGCCGAACUGACAGCCCUCUUUCCAACUACUCCGAUGAUCUAGAGAGCGAAUAUUCUCGAAUGCAAACCCCUUUGCCUCAGCCUCAAAUCCAGGAAAACAGCAUUUGCGGAUUUUUCGAUUCUUCAAGUUGGAAAAGAGUUGAAAUUUGUUGUGGAGCAGUGUUUCAAGGACCGGCUGGAGAAUACAUGUUUGAUGCUCGAUUUUAUCGCCCUUGUCCCGCCGCCAUCGCCGGCCGAAACCAUCCCCUACGCCCCGUUCCAAGUUUUAACAAAAUACCAGUUUCUUCUUUUACCAAACCAGUUUCCCCCCUGCUGACCGACAGUUUACUAGGGAGCUCUGAACCUGCCUCGUCAAUGUGUAGUAGUAGUUGCAUUAGUGAGCCCGAAGAACCAGCCAGAACAACCACCUUCGAGAGCAUCAUCGAAUCUGAACUAAAAGCCUUCAACUCCGAGCCGGAACUUGACGACGAUAUUGACUUCUACUGCUCUGAGUCAAUGGUCGACUUGAAAAAGCCGCGAGGCGUCGUUGACGAUAUCGACGAAGGAUUCUUUGACAAGCCGACCAAACUUGUUUGCGAGAGAUCAGCAGUUUCCCUUUAAAACCUGGGAGCAUAUUAAUCAAUUAGAAAUCAGUUAAUCAAUCAUUUAUCUAAUCAUCAAUCAAUUCAAGACUGUCCACGUGUUCCUACACUUAACAUUUGAUCUCAAAUUUAAUACUUGAAAAUCCCAAAAUUGUUUUUCUCUGAAAUUGCACUGAUUAGCAAAAGCAUAAUUGUGCGAACUAUGUGCAUAUUAAAAAUUGAACAAUGUGGAUGGAAAAAGGGGAUUUUGAGGGAGGUUUACAAAAACUUCAAAUCUCAAGUAGCCUCCCGCCAUAACCCCCUCACCUUCUUAAAAUCCCCCCCUCCCCUCUUCGUUAUGUGAUUUUUUCCUAGGAUUGAUAUACUUUUAAUAAGUCACUUUUUGUUGUUAAAGUGGGUUUACAGCCAUCAACUUUAAGUACUUUAACACAUCAGCUAUCUGUUGUCAGUUUACUAAUUAGGCUAAAUCUACGUGUUUAAAACACAAUUUUUUAAAGUCGGAACAUUCCAAUUUUUUUCUUCUUCUGUUUACCAUACUACGACAGUAUUUUUUUCUCUACAUAAUUCGAACUCUCCCUGUGCAGCAUUUUACAAGAGACUGAAACCAAAAAAAAAAAGAAAAAAAAUGCUCAGGUUUUUACAUUUUUAUCCAGUUUUUAUACUUUAUACUUGAACUUGAAUCUUACAAAUCUUUCAGGGUUAAAUAUUUUUUCAAAGCUAUAAUUCUCGGAAUUCGUUCAGAUUUUUUUUCAGAAAAAAAAUAUAUUUUUGAACAAAUAUUUAAUUCUUUUCUAUCUGGUCGAUUAGGCAACCGUGUCAGAUAGUUU